Artibeus jamaicensis (Jamaican fruit-eating bat) is the source of this 6868-nucleotide messenger RNA. It is a transcript of the gene PPIG, whose product is annotated as peptidylprolyl isomerase G. The transcript has 14 exons. Gene Ontology annotation, cellular component: nucleus. NCBI's taxonomy places the organism in Eukaryota, Metazoa, Chordata, Mammalia, Chiroptera, Phyllostomidae. The coding region runs from base 158 to 2422 and encodes 754 amino acids. Gene Ontology annotation, biological process: protein folding; protein peptidyl-prolyl isomerization. The record is from RefSeq and is a predicted model, not a curated record. Gene Ontology annotation, molecular function: peptidyl-prolyl cis-trans isomerase activity.
CCUCCCUCCCUGACGCAUUUUGCCGCACAAGCUGUAAUAUGGCGGCAGCGACGGCGGCCUGAACUCUGGGGAGCCGGGGUGAUUUUUGAUGCUUCAAAAUUGUUUGGAUCACUUUGUCUUUGAUUUUUCUCUGUUUAAAGGUUGAAAUAUUGGAGCCAUGGGAAUAAAAGUUCAGCGUCCACGAUGUUUUUUUGACAUCGCCAUUAAUAAUCAACCAGCUGGAAGAGUUGUAUUUGAAUUAUUUUCUGAUGUGUGCCCCAAAACAUGCGAGAACUUUCGUUGUCUUUGUACAGGUGAAAAGGGGACAGGCAAAUCAACUCAGAAGCCAUUACACUAUAAGAGUUGUCUCUUUCACAGAGUUGUUAAAGAUUUUAUGGUUCAGGGUGGUGACUUCAGUGAAGGAAAUGGACGAGGAGGGGAAUCUAUUUAUGGAGGAUUUUUUGAAGAUGAGAGUUUUGCAGUCAAACACAACAAGGAAUUUCUCUUGUCAAUGGCCAACAGAGGAAAGGAUACAAAUGGUUCACAGUUUUUCAUAACAACGAAACCAACUCCUCAUUUAGAUGGGCAUCAUGUUGUUUUUGGGCAAGUGAUUUCUGGUCAAGAAGUUGUGAGGGAGAUAGAAAACCAGAAAACAGAUGCAGCUAGCAAACCAUUUGCUGAGGUGCGGAUACUCAGUUGUGGAGAGCUGAUUCCCAAGUCGAAAGCUAAGAAAGAAGAAAAGAAAAGGCAUAAAUCAUCAUCAUCCUCCUCAUCAUCAUCCAGUGACUCAGAUAGCUCAAGUGAUUCUCAGUCUUCUUCUGAUUCUUCUGAUUCUGAAAGUGCUUCUGAAGAGAAAUCAAAAAAAAGAAAAAAGAAACACAGGAAAAAUUCCCGAAAACACAAGAAAGAAAAGAAGAAGCGCAAGAAAAGCAAGAAAAGCGCGUCUAGUGAAAGUGAGGCUGAAAAUCUUGAUGCACAACCCCAGUCUACUGUCCGUCCAGAAGAGAUCCCUCCUAUACCUGAAAAUAGAUUUUUAAUGAGAAAAAGUCCUCCUAAAGCUGAUGAAAAAGAAAGGAAAAACAGAGAAAGAGACAGAGAAAGAGAGUGUAAUCCACCUAACCCCCAGCCUGCUUCAUACCAGAGGCGACUUUUAGUUACUAGAUCUGGCAGGAAAAUUAAAGGAAGAGGACCAAGGCGUUAUCGAACUCCAUCUAGAUCCAGAUCAAGGGAUCGUUUCAGACGUAGUGAGACUCCUCCACAUUGGAGGCAAGAGAUGCAAAGAGCUCAAAGAAUGAGAGUAUCAAGUGGUGAAAGAUGGAUCAAAGGGGAUAAGAGUGAGUUAAAUGAAAUAAAAGAAAAUCAGAGAAGCCCGGUUAGAGUAAAAGAGAAGAAAGUAACCGAUCACAGGCAUGUGUCUGAGAGUCCAAAUAGAAAAAGCGAAAAGGAAAAGAAAGUUAAAGACCAUAAAUCUAACAGCAAAGAGAGAGACGUCAGAAGAAAUUCAGAAAAGGAUGAUAAGUAUAAUAAAAACAAGGUGAAGAAAAGAGCCAAAUCUAAAAGUAGGAGUAAAAGCAAAGAGAAAUCAAAGAGCAAGGAAAGAGAAACAAAGCAUACUAGACAUGAAGAAAAGAAGACGAGAUCAAGGAGUAAAGAGAAGGAUCAUGAGAAUGCUAAAGAAAAAGAAAAAUCUGAUUCUAAAGGAAAAGAUCAGGAAAGGAGUAGAAGUAAAGAGAAGUCUAAACAGUUAGAAUCAAAAAGUAAUGAGCAUGAUCAUAAUAAAAGUAAGGAAAAGGAUAGACACGCACAGUCUAGGAGUAGAGAACGUGAUGCAACUAAAAGCAAACACAGUUACAAUAGUAGAACAAGGGAACGAAGCAGAAGUAGGGACAGGAGCAGAAGAGUGCGAUCCAGAAGCCAUGACCGUGAUCGCAGCAGGAGCAAGGAGUACCAUAGGUACAGAGAACAGGAGUACAGGAGAAGAGGAAGGUCACGGAGCCGAGAGAGAAGAGCAACACCAGGAAGAUCAAGAAGUAAAGAUAGAAAGAGAAGGAGGAGAGAUUCACGGAGCUCAGAGAGAGAAGAAAGUCAAAGCAGAAACAAAGAAAAAUAUAGAAACCAAGAAAGUAAGAGUUCACACAGAAAAGAAAAUUCUGAGGGUGAAAAGAGAAUGUACUCUAAAAAUCGUGAUUAUAAUAGUUCAAAUAAUAACAGGGAUAAAAAGGCUGAUAGAGAUCAAAGUCCAUUCUCAAAAAUAAAACAAAGUAGUCAGGACAAUGAAUUAAAGUUCUCCACAUUGAAAAAUAAGGAGGAUGGGAAGACCAGAUCCUCAGUGGAAAAAGAAAACCAAAAAUCAAAGGGUCAAGAAAAUGACCAUGUACAUGAUAAAAAUAAAAAAUUCGAUCAUGAAUCAAGUCCUGGAACAGAUGAAGACAAAAGUGGAUGAGUGAGUUGUAUAAAAUUCUUAUUUCCAUUCUGUCUCAAAUUUUAAGUUGUAGAGAUUUUUGCUGAUGGAUCUCCUUUAUGUUGUUUUCCUUUUUUUGUUGUUUUUGGUUUAUGUUUGUCCUUUUUUUUUUUUAACGUGGACUUCUUUGAGUUGAUCUUUUGAUAAUCUGCAACCUGGAUAAUUUGUACUGCUAAAGUUUUAAUAAACUUGAAAUGAGAAAAACUUUGGUGUAAUACUGUGUGCUAUGUUUCACUAUUUCCUGUAUACACUUCUGUGUUGCAAACAACCAGCCCAUGGCAAACAUGCUAUUCUUCUGUACCCUAACUUGUGUAAUCAUCAGUUGAAAACAAGCAUAACUGAUUGUUGGAAUAUAUUGUUGCAAAAGCCUGUGUUUCUCAUGAUUAAAGGAACUUUAGAAGCCACUAGAUAGACAAAAUCUUGUGAAGAUUUUCUGAUUGGAUUUAUAAUACAGGCUUGCAGCAGCAGCUUUUAAUUAUGCAGAAGCAGGAUUCUAAUAGCUUGAGAUCUGAAGUCAUCACUUUUGAUUUUAUAGUAAUAUGUGCUUUAAAAUAGAUACUUAUAUUGUACUUCAUAUGCUGUUCUUUAUAGCUCCACAUGUAGCUUGUUUCAUAUGAAUAUUUUUCAUCUCUAGUUUUACUUAACUGUCUAUAAAAUAGUUGAGUAUUUUUUUUCAGUUGAUGUACUGAGUGAGCUUGACUUGCUGUUAUACAGCAUCUGACAAGUUAACCUUGGAAGAUCAGACUGUGAUUCUCAAUCUGUGUUGAUUUUGGUCUAAAGAGAUUAAACUUUUGCUUUUUGAGAACAUUGUUUUAUUAUCCUUCUUCAAAGUGUGGGGAAGGAAAGUGCAGGGGGGAAACCUUUUCUUACUAAAGCAUACCACUUGUACAACUCUUUACAUUAGACAGAUUUUAAAAGUUGUUAGUAUUGCCACAUUGACUUCCAAGAUUUCUUUUUGGCCACUGACCUUAUAUAAAGUUGAGUGUUAACUCUGCAUGUGUUUUUUUGUUUUGUUUAUGUUUUUUUUAACUGACUUCUCUAAUUCUCAUAGCUGUGAGUUUCAAGUGGCAAGAAAAAUGUAUCUUUUCUAUAUAUGUAUCCCAGUAGGCUUCAGCAUGUUUAUGACUCUGGUUUCUUUCUCUUCAGGUGGUUUAUAGCAGUACUGUUAAAAUUAUUUUAACUGGGCAUGUAUAACAUUGCCACAUAGAUAGAAAGUUGCAAAAUUUUAUAGCUUACAAAGUUAAAACGUUAAUGAUAUCUAAAGUCCAUUUAGAAUUUUAUGUGUUGUAUAUUGCUAUUUUUGUGAUGUGUGGCCUUUUAUUCUGUAAUUUCUCUUCUAAAUAAAAUAUUGAACAUCCAGCAAACACAAAACCUGCCUCAUUUGAAAAGAAAUUUCAGAAUUCCAAUUAAUAAGUAGCUUCUACAGUGUUUUGUAAUUUAAUAUUUGUCGGUAUAGUGUCAUCUCUAUUACCAGGGCAGCUUCUUGGUAAAAUAGUAGCUACUCAGUGCUGUUUGUACCGAGCGAAGCAAUGCUUAACGUAUUUCUCAUUAUUGAUUAAUACAUUGAUGAUAUUAUGGUAGCUGUUUGCAUAAUGAAUAGGGUAAUGAUUAUACGAUUGUAUGGAAUAUCUUUUUUUUUUAAUUUUUUAAAUUUUAUUUAGUUAUCUUUAGAAGGGAAGGGAAAGAGAGAAGGAGAGAAAUAUCAAUGUAUGGUUGCUUCUGGUGCAUCCCCUGCUGGGAACUGGCCCCUGCUGGGAAUUGGCCUGCAACCCAGGCAUGUGCCCUGACGGGGAAUCGAACCGCGAUGUUUUGGUUCACAGGCCCGUGCUCAAUCCACUGAGCUACACCAGCCAGGGCUGUAUGGAAUAUCUUGAAACAAAUAUCCACAAUGGAGUCUUUCCAGAUUGUUUUCCUGAUUGUAAAGUAGGUAUUUAUGAUUAUUUAGGAUGAUUGAUUCCUUUGAAAAUUUGACCACACACCUAGCAUAGGAAUAGUUGAGUCUUGAGUGCCCAAGCUGUAUAAUCUGUUACAUAUUUCAAAUUAGUUAGUGUUUUUUUUUUAAAUUCAGUAAAUUGCAUUUUUAAAAUCUUUGUUAUAAAUUAUUGGAGCUUUGAGAAAAGUUCUGUUUAAGAAAGGAUUUCUGUUAAACAGUUAUAUAUUAAAAAAACACAUGAUAGGUAAACAUACUCCUAUGCUGUCUGAUGACCCAGAGCUUAAUCUACUAAGAAUUAUAGGCAAGUAACAAUAGUGGGGGGACGUUUUAGUAAUUUCUGUAAGUAAUAAUCUUUUAUUUUGGUUAUCAGAAGAACAGCCCCAUGCUAAGCAUUAUUUACAGGGAUUUUUCUUUUUUUUUAAUACUGACUGGAGGGUGUAUUGAUUUGGGAGAGAGAGGGAAAAGAAAACAUCAGUGUAAGAGAGAAACAUCAGUCAGUUGCCUCCCACGUGUGUCCUUACUGGGGACUGAACCCAUAACCUAUGUGUAUGCCAGGGCUGGAGAUCAAAUGUGCAUCCUUUUGGUGUAUGAAACAACACUCCAACCAACCGAACCACCCAGCCCAGGGCUAUAGGCCUUUUUUUAUAAAAAGCUUUGUUAGCUGUUUUUAACAAUGGAGCAUAUAAUGGCAAAGGAAAUGAGAGGUGACAAUCAGCUAGAUUUUAUAUUCAGAAUAUAAACAACAUUUAGAAAAUGAAUAAGCAGCAUUUACUAUACCUUCCUCUGCAUCUGAAUAGCACACAGCUCAAAUGGUCCUUUGCUCCCACUGCAUUUUUAAUAGUUGAACUACCUUUAGUUAUUACUUUGAACACACUUGGUUUUCCUAAAAGUCAGCCUUUUAAUACCUUUUUUCAUUGAUUUUUAUUGCUAUGCCUGAACUUACAGUUUAGCUCAAACUGUCUUUGAUUUAAUGUCCCCUUAAAGAUACUUAAAUUGGUUUGUCUUUAUUGCUUGAUUGGCAGUACCCAAGAAAUAGAUUGAUGCUAAGUGAGCAGUAGAGAAGCUGCUUGGUUCUUUAAAACAGUUUCAAAGUAUAGAGUUAGAGAGCUCAUACACAGACCACUGUAGUUUCUAAACUUAAAGGCUUCACAGAAGUUUCAAAGAAUUUGAUCGGUAUUUCUCUACACAAGUGUGAUACUGAUUCUUACUGGCUUUGCUGAAUUGCUUUUGACUUUAAUUUAUUUGAGAGAAAGAGACAUAGAUUUGUUGUUUCACUUAUUUAUUCACUUGUUACUUUUUAUAUGUGUCCCAACCAGGGAUCAAACCCCCAACCUUGGUGUAUUAAGAUAAUACUCUAACCAACUAAGCUACCCAGCCAGGGCACCUUUGAUUCUUGUACACAGUGGUAGAUAGGAACCUGAAAAGUAAAACAUUCAUAAUAUUACAGAGAAGAACACAUUAGGUUUCUCAUAUUUUGAGUAGUGGUAUUAACUGACAAUUCUAAUUUGUUUUCAAGUUAGUAUAUGAAACAAGUUAGGUGUUUGUUUUCUUUGUAGUAAGUAGUUCAUUGUGCUUCACCUUGGGUGGCAGUUUUUUUCAUCAUACUUUGAACCUUUAGGAAGUUUCUAUAGAAACUUGUUCCAAGCCUUUGCUUUCAGCAGGAUUACUUUUAAUAUACACUAUAUGGUUGAUAGUUAUAAAGAAACAAAAAUGGGUAUUUUUCUGUCUCCUUCUUGGUCAUGUUUACUAAAAUUAUUCAGUUUAGUAUUUAUACAUUUAGAAUUGAAUAAAGUCUCCAAGAACUGUAGGUUUAUAAUCUGUUUAUUGUGAAAAGAUGUACUAUAUUACAAAUACUUAUUUUAAAAUGUAAUAAAAAUAAACUCUAGAAAGUACAGUAUUGGCUGACUCAUGCCCAUAAUGGGCUUUCCAGCUGCCUUUGAAGGAUUCGGGCAAAGGCAGAUUCUGGGCUGUGAACAUGACACAAGAAGUGAAGAUUAAAAGAAAAAUCACAAAUUUUUCUAAGUCCAUCAGCAAGGUAGAAGGGAGUUGUUGAGGCACAGGAGUAAGUGGUGGAUUUGAAUUGUGUUUCUUCUCCCCCCCCUUCUUGCUUAAAGCAGAUUCCUGUUUACCAAAAGCACAUGCUGUACAUUUCAUUCUCCUUUCUGUGUUUAUAGUGUUUUGAAGGAUUGAUGAAUGAAUUGGGUAUUUGUAUCUGGGAAUGUUAAAAGUUGUGGCUGCUUUCUGUGGAAGGGAAAAGCAAAUGAAGUUAAUGCACUUCUUUUCCAAGCUCAAAGUCACUGUGAUGUAUAUUUUUUUAAUGAAAUUUAGGAAUAAAGCUCUUGUCACAAUUGUAAAAUGUUUCAAAAUGCUGCUUCUCUUAUCACUAGUCUGGUAACUUGAACUGUUUUCUGCAAACUGCGUUGUACAGAAUUUAAACUCUGAAACUAUCAACUUUUAUAGUUAAACAUUGUAUUAAAUAAACUAUGCUAUGGUAA